UUGACAAUUUCAAUAUUUUCAAUUCCAAAAUAAAUCUCGCUACGCUGUCUCGCCUAGGGUUUUUGGGUAUUUAUUUUCGUUAAAUAAUUUUAUAGGAUAUUUGGUAUUCGUGCAUGUGUCUAGUUUAUUUCUAUCUGUGCUGUAAAUAAACAAAUCGUAUACAUUACAUACCUUCCUCUGAAUAUAAAUUAAGAUAUGAAUGCGGCACGAAAAUUUUUUGAUUUCGUUUAAUAAAUGAAGACCCAUCGCAAAUCUUCAGGCAGUAUGAGGAAAUACUAUCAGCUGAUAUUAGUUAUCGUAUGCUUUAUAAGCAUCGUAACGCUUCUGAUAUACAGGCACGAGUAUUAUAGAUUGCGGUAUGUACUUGAAGUGUUGAAUUUUUUCGGUAAGCCGGGUCUCUCCGAAAUUGAAUUUUGUGGCCCAGGCUUCAAUGCUACCUUGUUAUCAGAAAUUCUACGAAACACGUCUAUGGAAGUACGCGAGACACCGCCGUUAUUCCAAGAAAUUGAUGAGAAUUUUUAUUCUUAUUCCUCAUUUCUAAGAUCUUAUCAAAAGUAUGAGAAGCUUACAAAAACUCAUGUACAUAACGUUGACACUAUCGUAAUAGGAAAGGCGCACGUGCGGCCUAAUUACCGCUGUAAUUUGUGGAUGGAAAACAAUUCAAAACCAAAAGCUGGUAGAUUCACUUAUAAAAUUAUUGCUGAGCCAAUUAAUGACUUCAGACUGUAUGUAUUCCAUUGUUCAUUGAACAAAGAUAUAGGUAAGCCUAAAGGAGUGAGUUUCUACAUGAAUGAUUAUAACAUAAAUCCUAUACAUGCACCCAUAAAUAGAUUAAUCCAAGUGAAUACAAAACGUAAGCCAAGGGAAAGGAGUAGCAUAAGAUUUGUCAAUAAUGUUGAGCCAACAGUUUGUGUCAUACCAAAUCAGGUGCCAUUGGUCUCCAGAGACUCUUUCAUAGAAUUCUUGGUGUUUCACCAUAUGAUGGGAGUCAAUAGGUUUACAAUUUAUGAUAGCAUGAUUUCAGAGGAUAUUAUAAGAAGACUGAAUCUGUUGCCAGCAGAUAUCACUCAAUGGAAUAUACAGUUCUACCCACUGAACUAUCCAUUUGUGUUUGCAAAGUCUUAUGAAAUUGUUCGAAGUGCUAUUGAGCUGGAUUGCUUAUUUAGACACUUUAGAUUUGAUAAAGAGGAAGCUAGCAAAGCAAGUCAUGUUGUGGUUUUAUCCUGGGAUGAGUUUCUUGUACCUAGAGUUCACACAAAUAUCAAAGCAUUGCUUGAUGAUUUUGACCCAACUAGAAAGAUGAGAACUGUUGAGUUAAAACCUCUUCUGUUCUGUUUGAAUCAAGAAGAUGAUGACAAUGCAGAGAUUGGCUAUCCGGAUAUCAUGAAAAAAACACAUUAUUACAAAUUACCUCAAGAAAACAAGUCCAUUUAUAUAAGAAAUUUGGAUACAAUGACUUCAUUUGAAGACAUAUUUAGUUUGAAUUCUACCAGUAUGUUUAUACCUUUGGAGAUACUAGGAGCACAUAAGUAUACAGAAUGUAGGGAUCCUAAAACAUACCACCCUUAUGGCGUUGGAUACAAUGAGACUCAGAUGCAAGUGUUCCAACACAAAUUUGAGGGAGCAAUGUUAAAGUUUGGCCAGAACUUGAUGAGUAAUAAAGUUUACAGGUUGUACACUUCAGGGCAAAUAUGGGAGAAACAUACCAAUGAGCACGAUGUUAGGGACAUGCUGUAACACUGUUUUAGUACCUAGUUGGCUAUCAUCACUAGGGGUCACUCAUAGUAAUAAAACUAUGCAUCAACACAUUUUUUACAAUACUAUAUAUAUGAUGAUGAUGAAUAGAUGUUCUAUUGAUGAUUGUAGAUAAACUCAUAGAAAAAGUAUUAGUGACAAUUUCUUUGCUCAAUUUAGGUUCCCUUUCAUUUUGAUUAUCACAGAUUAUUCCAAAUUGCCUUUUAAACUGUUGGCUUAAAACCUAGCCUGUAAAAGUAGGAAGGAGUGUAGCAUUUUUAAAAAUUAUAACGAAGAUUUUGCCACAAUUUUUGUGAUAGGCCACAGUUAUGCUAUUUUUUUACAUACAUACAUACAUACAUAAAAUCACGCCUCUUUCCCGGAGGGGUAGGCAGAGACUACCUCUUUCCACUUGCCACGAUCUCUGCAUACUUCUUUUGCUUCGUCCACAUUCAUAACUCUCUUCAUACAAGCUCGGCGGUUUCGGGUACUUUUAAGAAUUCAAAUUACUAGUCAUUGUACAAACCAAUAUUCAUUUAGAGUAAUAAACUCCAAAAAUAUUGUUGAUGGAAGAUUUUUCAUACAGUUUGUAGUUUUUAAGGUUGUUCAAUUUCUUUUAAAUAUUAUUCAUAAGAAUUGCAUUUGAGCUUUUGUAAAAAUAAUGAUAAACAUUUUUUAUAAUUUAUAAUGAAUCAUAAUUGUGUGUCCAGAUUGCAAUUAUUAUAAUUUUGCUUAUUGAAUUUAUGGAAAAGUGCCUUUUGUGUGGGUAGAUAGAAAUUUCUUUAAUAAAACAAUAAAAGCUUUGUUUCAGACCUUAAAAGAUGGUUGUUAUUAACUAUUCACCUAUAAAAUAAUAUAAUUUUAUGCUCACUCUAUUUAUUGGCCUUUAUCAAGAGAAAAUACUUCCAUUUCAGUUUAUUAAUGAAUGCUAAAAUUUAAUUGUUAGGCAAGAAGUUGUUAGGAGUAGGUGUUAUUUGUAACAUAAAGACUGCUUGUUAAAAAUAUUAACAAAAUUACAUAAAACCUAUGUAUACUCUAUAGCUUAAACACAAAUUAGCUAGAAAUUUAAGAAAUGUUCUAUUGUUAAUUUCAGUUAUUUUUUUUGGAAAUGUUGUUGUUAUUAAUUUACAAGGAAUGGACCUUACUUUGUCCCGCCUUAAUAAUAGCAGCGCCUUUUUUGAACUUACACAGCAGAUAACAUAGUUAUCAAAUACCUACCUAUUGUUUUUCUAGGGUUUUUAAAUAUAAGAGAUAUCCACAUGACCUGGUUAUUCUAUCUGAGUACCACCGUACCCACUGGGGGGCCUACGAAACGGUAUAAAAACCCUUGUUGGUCCUGUUUAGACGAUUUAGCGAACGCAAAUGCCUUCAUUUUACAGCCAAUUAACAUAAAUGCCAACUUUGGUUGGCCGGUUGUGUACCUGAAUUCAGCCACUGGCAACUUGUGCCAAAGAUACAAAAGAUUUCCUUUAAAGCCACAAGGGUUUUUUUAAAUGCCUAAAAAACAGAAUUGUUUAGCUAUUGAUAAUAUAAAACACAGAAAUUAUAUCCACAAUUUGUUUAUUUUUAUUCCACUCUUCCAAUAAAAAUUGCUAUCACUA
Molecule: messenger RNA, 3335 nt
Organism: Amyelois transitella
Lineage: Eukaryota; Metazoa; Arthropoda; Insecta; Lepidoptera; Pyralidae
Exons: 1
Coding region: 235-1737 (500 amino acids)
Source: RefSeq, a predicted model, not a curated record